AUGUCUCAAACACCUCAUUUUGAAACACUCCAACUCCAUGCUGGUCACGAACCAGACUCUGCUACCAAUUCACGGGCAGUGCCAAUCUAUGCUACUACCUCAUACACAUUCAAUGAUUCUGCCCAUGGCGCCAGACUCUUUGGCCUCAAGGAGUUCGGAAACAUCUACAGCCGUAUUAUGAACCCUACUGUUGAUGUUUUUGAGAAGCGCAUCGCCGCCCUUGAAGGGGGUGUGGCAGCCGUUGCAGCCUCUUCCGGCCAGGCUGCUCAGUUUAUGGUCAUCGCCGCGCUUGCUCACGCCGGCGACAACAUCGUAGCUACGAGCAACUUGUACGGUGGUACAUAUAACCAAUUGAAAGUCUUCCUUCCUCGUCUGGGUAUCACAACCAAGUUUGUCCAAGGAGACAAGCCAGAGGACAUCGCCGCGGCCAUUGAUGACCGCACCAAGGCUGUCUAUGUCGAGACUAUUGGCAAUCCCCGGUACAAUGUACCCGAUUUUGAGGCGAUCGCUAAGGUCGCUCACGAGAAGGGCGUUCCUCUCGUGGUUGACAACACUUUCGGCGCUGGUGGCUACUUCUUCCGCCCCAUCGAGCACGGUGCUGACAUCGUGGUGCACAGCGCAACCAAGUGGAUCGGUGGUCAUGGAACCACCAUUGGCGGUGUUGUUGUCGACAGCGGUAAAUUUGAUUGGGGUAAGCACGCCGAUAGAUUCCCCCAAUUCAUCGAACCGUCCGAGGGCUACCACGGUUUGAAGUUCUGGGAAACCUUUGGACCUAUCACUUUCGCUAUCCGUGUCCGGGUUGAGAUUCUUCGUGACCUGGGAUCGGCACUGAACCCAUUUGCCGCUCAGCAGCUUCUACUUGGUCUGGAGACUCUGAGUUUGCGCGCUGAGCGACAUGCAAGCAAUGCCCUUGCCGUGGCCACAUGGCUGCAGAAGAACGAACACGUGAGCUGGGUCUCGUAUCCUGGUCUGGAAUCUCACCCCAGCCACGAACUUGCCAAGCGUUACCUGAAGCGCGGCUUCGGUGGCGUACUAUCCUUUGGAGUCAAGGGAGGCGCGGCUGCCGGUAGUCAGGUAGUUGACAACUUCAAGCUGAUCUCUAACCUGGCAAAUGUUGGGGAUUCGAAGACUCUGGCCAUCCACCCUUGGUCUACCACCCACGAACAGCUCACGGAGCAAGAGCGACUGGACUCGGGUGUCACUGAGGAUGCUAUCCGCAUUUCGGUCGGUACCGAGCAUAUUGACGACAUCAUUGCCGAUUUUGAACAAUCUUUCAAGGCCUCCAGUGCCGCACUCGCACAGUAG
Messenger RNA from Aspergillus thermomutatus, 1305 nucleotides. Its product is annotated as O-acetylhomoserine aminocarboxypropyltransferase/cysteine synthase family protein. Gene Ontology annotation, biological process: transsulfuration. NCBI's taxonomy places the organism in Eukaryota, Fungi, Ascomycota, Eurotiomycetes, Eurotiales, Aspergillaceae. The record is from RefSeq and is a predicted model, not a curated record. The coding region runs from base 1 to 1305 and encodes 434 amino acids. The transcript is spliced from 6 exons. Gene Ontology annotation, molecular function: pyridoxal phosphate binding; transferase activity, transferring alkyl or aryl (other than methyl) groups.